This is a messenger RNA of Rubroshorea leprosula, 1799 nucleotides long. Lineage: Eukaryota; Viridiplantae; Streptophyta; Magnoliopsida; Malvales; Dipterocarpaceae. The record is from the annotation of a GenBank genome assembly.
GCAAACCCAAAAUUAGCUCAAUCAGCAAAGACAUAAAAACUUCUGUUUAUUAUCUCACCAUUUUUCUUUCAAAAAACCUCAAAAUCAAAUCUUUUUCUUCUUCAUAAAUCCCACCCCCCAUCAUUCAGAAAAUACAAAUUUUUUUUUUCAGAAAAUUAGAAAAACUUUUCUUUGAGCUCUGUUGCAGUUAAUUGUCCUCUCUUAAAUCCCAAAAAUCAACUAAAAAAACCAAGCUUUUUAGCUAAAAAAAUCACUGUAAAAGCAUCUCUACCACCUCAUACUAAUCUGUUCAAGGAAAAAUUCCAUCUUCAAUUUAUUUUCUUUUUUUCUUUUUUCUUUUUUUGGUCCCUGGUUUUGAACCCAAAAGCUCUAGUCUUUCUUCUUCAUAUUUUCUGGGUUUUAUUUACCAAAAAAUAUAUAUAUAUAUUUUUUUUUCUGGGUUUUUCUUCAAAAGUUAGACUUGUUUUUAGUUGAUUUUGAGCAUAAAAUUGUAAUGGGUUUUUGAUAAAAACCACUAUAAAAAUUUUGAAGUAUUUAAGAUUUUACCCAUGGAGUCAAGAGAAGCUGUGACCACUACAACUCCAACUGGUGGGGUUACAGUGGUGGGAUCCGAUGCUCCAUCGGACUAUCACAUCGCCCCAAGAACCGAAAACUUGAACCCGAACCCGACUCAAGCGUCCACCGCACCCCCUCCGCCGCAGACGACGGUGCAACCCCAUGCUGGUGCCGCGGGGAUUCCGGGGAAGAAGAAGCGUGGAAGGCCCCGAAAGUACGGACCAGACGGCACGGUCACGAUGGCCCUCUCUCCAAAACCAAUAUCUUCAGCAGCACCACCUCCUCUGAUUGACUUUUCUACUGGCAAGCGAGGGAAAGUGAAGUCUCCAACCUCGAUAUCAAAGGCCAAGUUUCAGGUGGAAAAUUUAGGUGAAUGGGUUGCGUGCUCUGUCGGUGCAAAUUUUACACCUCAUAUUAUCACUGUUAAUGCUGGCGAGGAUGUGACAAUGAAGGUCAUAUCAUUUUCUCAACAAGGACCUCGGGCAAUAUGCAUUCUCUCAGCAAAUGGUGUGAUCUCGAGUGUUACACUUCGUCAGCCUGAUUCUUCUGGGGGUACAUUGACAUAUGAGGGUCGUUUUGAGAUUUUGUCCUUGUCAGGUUCAUUCAUGCCCAGUGACGUUGGAGGAGCAAGGAGCCGAUCUGGUGGGAUGAGCGUUUCUUUAGCUAGUCCAGAUGGCCGUGUCGUAGGUGGUGGAGUUGCUGGCCUGUUAAUAGCUGCUAGUCCCGUGCAGGUGGUAGUAGGAAGCUUUCUGGCAGGGGACCAACAUGAGCAGAAACAAAAGAAACAGAAACACGAGACAAUAACAUCUGGCACACUAAUUGCUGCAAUUCCUGUUUCUAGUGCUGAUCCAAGACCCAACAUCUCAUCUCCAUCCUUCCACAGCGAUGACUGGUCCUCAUUGCCUUCAGAUACAAGAAAUAAACCCACUGACAUCAAGGUAUCUGUGUCUGGAAGCUAAUCCAUGGGUCCUCACUCUACUGACCACAUCGGCUAUCAAUCUCCAAUACCCAAAUCUCACCUCAUGUUGUUUGUUUAAUCCUUGUAAGAUUUAUUAUGUUUUGCCACCAGUAUCGACAUCUCUCAUUUUUCAUAUGGGGAGUUUACUUACCCCAUUUAUCUUCAAUAGUAUUUUAGUGAGUUAGCUGAUUAGUUAGGAUUCUGCCCCUGUUGUGUCAUGUAGAAUAUUUUGAUGUAAUUUUUACUCUUAAUUGGCUUCCUUUUUUCAGAGUGAUGGAUUGUGAUU